GCCCCAACCUAACCAAAAAGAAGAAGGGGAAGACGACCCGGGAAAUAACAAACAAAAAGCAACAAAAAGAUGAAAACAAAGCAGGCAGAGAAAAGACAAUUUACACUAAAAACUAACUUUUGAUACAAGUAUUUAUUGUAUGCAAAUACGCACAUUAAGGUGUUCUGUGAUGAUUUAUCUUAAUGCCCAGAAAAGUUACAAAGACAGCAAAGCCUUCGCUGCAAUUCUUGGAGCGGCCUUUGUGUGGAGCCAAACUCCAAAAUGUGCCCGAAAUCCGAGCAGCACUCAAUGCCAGAGAUUUCUUCACAGAGGCAGAAGCACAGAGCAGCUCAGCUCUUAAUUCCUGGGUUAGGCCACAAUUUGACAUUUCAGUUGCAACUGCACCUCCAGUGAGACGAGGGAGGAGAAAGUGUCAGUCUGCCACAAGCAUCUUGGAUAGCUGCAGUCAGCUGUCCAGGAAAAAUAGUGUCUGCAAAUUCCCCCAAUUACUGUUUAAAACAGGGUCAAAGGACCAAACUCAGCAACCAAAGGGGAUCUUCAAGAAGAAAGCUAUAGAGAGUACUCAUGUGGAAAGGAAACCUGCCGAAAAGAGAAGGACAGUUUCAGCUGCACAGUGCUCUAACCUACCAAAGGGACAGUUUGCCUCAGUAAGAAAAAAGAGCGCUGAAACAUUCUCAGACGACACUUCAUCCCACCAAAGAUGUUUGGCUGAACCUGACAGACCAUCUGUGCAAGUGUCAGAGAGAUGCAGAAUUCCAGCAGUCUGUGCUUCAACACUUCCCUGUGAAGAGUUUAGCACCACUGAAGUCAGCAGUGUCUGUCCACCUCCUGAUGUGGACACUCCGAAAGCAAUGGAGGAAAGGAACAUUUCUCCGUCUACCCCCUGUGGACAUUUGCUGCUGGCUCAGCCGUGUACGCCUCCAUGUAAUGAGUCACCUGACAUUUUGGUGGCUGACACGCCAGAGAGGGACUAUGGAAUGAAGGUGACAUGGAGAAGAAGAAAGAACUUGAUGGUGUUGUUAAAACAGAGGGGCCAUCUCUCUGAGGCAGAUGCUUUAAUUCAAAGUUGAUGUAGAGAUUGUAAGAUUUGUCUGUAUUCUCAUAAUAGCUGCAGAUUAAUUUCCUGUUUAUUGGUUAAUUGACUAAUUGUUGCAGUUCUAAACAUCAUAAUGCCACGUCUGACAAAGUCUGUUAUGAACCCCCUCUGAACAACAUUUUUAUGCAUGAGUUUAAAAUAUAACUUUAGUAAAUUAGUUUAAUGGGUGUGAUAUUAAAAUCUGUCUUGUGACAGACAGAUUCUAAUGAUACUGUACUGUUUUUAUAAAUUAUGUUAUAUACAGUAGAUUUAAUCCUCACUUGUGGCAACAUAUCUGGAUUGUUAUUCAUAUGCUAAUGGAUUUUGAUAGCAGACAUCUGGAAG
Maylandia zebra (zebra mbuna) is the source of this 1420-nucleotide messenger RNA. RefSeq names its product RAD9-HUS1-RAD1 interacting nuclear orphan 1 (gene rhno1). Gene Ontology annotation, cellular component: nucleus; chromosome. Gene Ontology annotation, biological process: recombinational repair; DNA damage checkpoint signaling; cellular response to ionizing radiation. Lineage: Eukaryota; Metazoa; Chordata; Actinopteri; Cichliformes; Cichlidae. The record is from RefSeq and is a predicted model, not a curated record.